Molecule: messenger RNA, 1419 nt
Organism: Penicilliopsis zonata CBS 506.65
Lineage: Eukaryota; Fungi; Ascomycota; Eurotiomycetes; Eurotiales; Aspergillaceae
Exons: 4
Coding region: 1-1419 (472 amino acids)
Molecular function (GO): succinate-semialdehyde dehydrogenase (NAD+) activity
Source: RefSeq, a predicted model, not a curated record
AUGUCCAUCCCACUUCUUAUCAAUAAUGACUCCGUCACGACGGACACCCUCUUCCCGGUCCAAAACCCGGCUACCGGCGAGAUCAUUUACCACUGCACGGGCGCAACGGUUGCUGAAGCCAACCGUGCCGUGGACGCCGCCCAGGCUGCGUUCCCAGCCUGGCGUGAUAUGAAAGCAUACCCGCGCCGAGACCUGCUGAUGCGCGCCGCGGAGCUGCUGCUCGCCCGUAAAGAAGAGCUGCUGGCGUACCAGUGCGAGGAGACCGGGGCGACCAGGCAGUUCGCCGACAUCAACUUCACAAUGGGCUUCAAUCUCUUGAAGGACUUUGCUGCUAGAGUGCCAACAAUCGAGGGUACCGUGCCCGCCGUCACACACCAGAGUAGGGGCGCCAUGAUUUAUAAGGAGCCGUAUGGUGUCAUCUUGGGGAUUGUCCCGUGGAACGCUCCGUUCAUUCUUGCCAUUCGGGCUAUCGCCCUUCCACUCGCUGCAGGCAAUACUGUGGUCCUGAAAGGAUCGGAACUCUCACCAAAGUGCUUCUGGGCUUUGGGAGAUAUCUUCAGACAGGCGGGACUGCCCGCAGGAUGUCUGAAUAUCCUGUAUCAUCGGCCUGCUGAUGCCGCGGAAGUGACUAAUACCCUUAUUGCGCACCCGGCAGUACGCAAGGUCAAUUUCACGGGGAGCACCCACGUCGGCUCUCUUGUUGCAUCCACCGCAGGCAAAUAUCUAAAGCCUAUCCUCGUCGAGUUGGGAGGCAAGGCCUCGGCAAUUGUUCUCGAUGAUGCCAAUCUGGACAAUGCCGCAGCUUGUUGUGUCCUAGGAUCUUUUAUGAAUAGUGGACAGAUCUGUAUGUCGACGGAGCGUAUCCUCGUGCACCGAGCAAUUGCCGAAGAGUUCCGCCAACGACUCGUGGAUACCGCUGAGAAGAUGUUCGGCAAGGAUAUACCUGCACCGGUGCUUGUGCAGACAGCGGCUGUUGCUAGAAACCACAAGCUGGCAGCAGAUGCAGUGGCCAAGGGAGGUAGUGUCCUGUUCGGAGACGCCGACGCAAAUGAGAUCGGCCCGGCAAGCAUGCGGCCAUUGAUCAUCGACGGAGUCACCAAGGAAAUGGACAUCUAUGCAACAGAGUCCUUUGGACCGACGGUCUCACUGAUCGUCGUGGAUAAUGACGAAACCGCCAUCGCCCUCGCUAAUGACACCGAGUAUGGGCUGAGUGCGGCGGUCUUCACAGAGAACCUUCUGCGUGGGUUGAAGAUUGCAAGAAAGAUCGAGUCCGGGGCUGUCCAUAUUAAUUCCAUCACGGUCCAUGAUGAACCAGUUCUGCCGCAUGGAGGUUGGAAAAGCAGCGGAUUCGGUCGUUUCGGGGGCUCUUCGGGCUUUGAUGAGUUUCUCCAGACCAAGACGGUCACCUGGGCUGAGUAG